This is a messenger RNA of Aspergillus tanneri, 498 nucleotides long. RefSeq lists its product as uncharacterized. Gene Ontology annotation, biological process: purine nucleoside catabolic process. The record is from RefSeq and is a predicted model, not a curated record. Gene Ontology annotation, molecular function: guanosine deaminase activity. Lineage: Eukaryota; Fungi; Ascomycota; Eurotiomycetes; Eurotiales; Aspergillaceae. The coding region runs from base 1 to 498 and encodes 165 amino acids. The transcript has a single exon.
AUGCCUCCUCUUACUCCCGACCAGCUAUCUACCGCAGCUGCCACCUGUCUGCAGCUACAGGCUACCGCACAAGACAUCCACGACAAGCGACCAUUUGUGGCUCUUCUCUUUGCCCCAGAUAACUCCACCACGCUGCUAUCAUCACUAUCACUCUCGCAUGUCCGUCACGCAGAGUGCGAGUUAGCGCGUAAUGCAGCGGAUAACUUCUCCUGGGAAUAUCUGGCCGACUGCACGAUGGUGUCUAGCUGGGAACCAUGUGCCAUGUGCGCGGGGACCAUCUACUGGGCGCAUAUCGGCCGAUUGGUCUAUCUAGCCUCGGAAAGCGCCCUACGUGAGGUCAUCGGACCCGCGAAUCCGGAGAAUAUGACAAUGGAUCUACCCUGUCGGAAUGUGUUUGCACGUGGACAGAGCCCGGUCGAGGUGAUCGGUCCAGUGGCGGAGUGGGAGGAGCGGAUUGUGCACGAUAGUCGUCGAUAUUGGGACCGACAUAGACCCUAG